This is a messenger RNA of Humulus lupulus (European hop), 2617 nucleotides long. Its product is annotated as YTH domain-containing protein ECT4-like. Gene Ontology annotation, cellular component: cytoplasm. The record is from RefSeq and is a predicted model, not a curated record. Gene Ontology annotation, biological process: mRNA destabilization. Bases 207 to 2156 code for a protein of 649 amino acids. The transcript has 8 exons. Gene Ontology annotation, molecular function: mRNA binding. Lineage: Eukaryota; Viridiplantae; Streptophyta; Magnoliopsida; Rosales; Cannabaceae.
AAUGCCUAAAACCCUCUCUUUUGAGAACCAGACGCAGAAAUAGAGCAAGACCCAGAAGAAUCAUAACGCAAACCCCUUUCAUUCUCAUUCCCAUUUCCCUUUAUUUUAUUUUCAUCAAUUAUUCUUCUUUCAAUUCUCCCCUUUUCCAAUCCAAAUUUUCUGGGUUUUGCUCAUUCAAUUCGUUUGUGGAAUUAGAUCUUAGAGUGAUGGACAAGGCUCGCCACGACCGAGAUCGAGUUGUCUGCUCUUCCUCUGUUCUUGAUGCAGGUGAGAGACCUGAUAAGCCAGAUGUUUUGACUGAGCAGCCACUUCCACCCAAAGAUGAAAGGAUUGUUUCUGCGAAUACUUCUCCUCCUGAGGCACUCAUUAUAGGGCACUCAAGCAAUGUCACAGGACAACGUGAUUCUCUGGAUGCAGGUGGAGGAGACUAUGGCACUUUCCACCAUUAUAAAGCUUAUGUUUCUUCUAAUGAACAGAACAUUUCAUAUGCGGGUGGUUCAGGUUAUGGUAGCAGCACUGGCUCUUGGAAUGCAUAUUCACAAUAUGUUAAUAGUGAUGGCUUGCAUGUUUUAUCGCCGGUUGUCUACAAUGACAAUUCAUCUCUUGUGUUCCAUUCUGGUUAUGGCUUCAAUCCUGAAAUUGCAUAUGGACAAUAUUCUCCAGUUGCUACACCUAUGCCCCUUAUGGUAGAUGGUCAACUAUUCUCUCCGCAGCAGCUUCCUUUCUCUCCAUCCUAUUUUCAUCAAACAGCGCCAAAUCUGCCUCAUAUGUCUUCGGCUCUUCAAGUUUCUCCAACUGAGUUGAUGACACCAGAAAGUAGUACUAUUGAUAACAUGUUUUUUGGGCCAGGAUCAGGUUACCUAGUCAAUUUUGGAUCAUUAGGCGGAGGUAACCUUUCUGGAAAUGUUAAUAAUAGUCCGGUAACAUCGCCAACAGUUUAUCACCAACCAAUGGGCAUUCUUGGGUCAUACGAGAACAAUUUUGGGCAGAUUUCUCAACAACAGAGACCAACCCAUGGGUAUGGUUUGGCGCCUGGUUCUCAUUAUCAUCACGGUAGUUCAUAUCAGAGCUCUGGCUAUGGAGGUGCUUCAUUUCCUUACUCAGUUACUAAUGAUCUGAAUCAACUAACUCUUGACAAAGGCAGAAGAAGAGAGAGAGACCAAGACUCAAUUAGUGUUUCUAUUGAUUCCCGGGACAUCUUUAAUGACCGUAAUCGGGGGCCAAGGGCAUCAAAGCAGAAGGGAAAGAGUGGCACUGAACAAGGUUCUUCUUCUGGUGCUAACAACAACAACUUAUCUGCCUCUGGAAUUCUUCUUGAUUCAUAUAACCGGUUGGAUUUUGUCACCGAUUAUGAGAAUGCAAAAUUCUUUAUCAUCAAGUCUUUCAGUGAAGACAAUGUUCACAAGAGUAUUAAAUACAAUGUUUGGGCUAGUACACCACAUGGAAACAAGAAACUUGAUGUUGCUUAUCAUGAAGCAAGGGAUAUAAAAUCACACUGCCCAGUCUUCCUGUUUUUCUCGGUUAACGCAAGUGGACAGUUCUGUGGGGUAGCAGAAAUGGUUGGAGCUGUUGAUUUUGAGAGGGAUGCGGAUUACUGGCAGCAAGAUAGAUGGAGUGGACAAUUCCCAGUUCAAUGGCAUAUUGUUAAGGAUGUUCCCAACAUUCGAUUCCGCCAUAUUCUACUUGACAACAAUGAUAACAAGCCUGUUACUCACAGUAGAGAUUCUCAGGAGGUAGGAUUCAAACAGGGUAUUGAGAUGUUGAAAAUUUUCAAGGAUCAUGAUGCACGAACAUCUCUCCUAGAUGAUUUUUACUUUUAUGAUGAUCGGGAAAAAGUCUCGAGGGAAAGGAAGGCCAGACACCAAGCUUGCUCAACUUCAGACGGUGCUGAUUCGUUUAAUGAUAGUUUUGUUCAUGACGUGUCAACUGCUUUUUCUCAAGCACUGAAUCUGAGAGAGAGUGCCAACCAGGCAGCAGCAUCCGAAGUUGGUGCUAGUACAAGAAAAGAUGUUUCAGAAUCUUUCGGUCAUGAUUCUCUAAACCAGUUGUCUGGCGUCUUAUCACAAGGUUUGGGAAAGGAGGAGGGUGACAAAGAAGUACUAGCAUCUGGUUCAGGUGGUGAUGAAUCCAUUGACAAGGAAGCAACUGUUAAGUAAGCUAGUUUCUAGCUGCGUUUAGACAUAUCCUUCGGGGUCUUCGCAUUGACUUAGUGGACUUCUCUUACCUUUUUUUUUCUUUUUUUUCUUCACUUGCUGACCACAUUGGGAUGGUAUUUUGGGCGUCUCGCGUGGUUCAGUGCAGUUAGGUACUACGCCGGGUCCUGCUCCUCAAGGAGAGGGAGGGUGUUUGAUAUCUUACAUACUCAUCUUUGUUUUUGAUUUUUCGUUAAAUUGUUUUUUUUUUUUGUUUCUCAAGGUAGACGGUUUUAGGCGUUGCUGAAGUAGUUGAAUGGGUGAGGAGAGGACUCUGUGUACUAUGCUGAUGCCUAAUACCUAAAGUAGUAGUGUCUGUCGAAUUCUUUGCUGGUUUUCUUCGGGCGGCGAGGACUUGUAAAGUUACCUGGGAGAAGGGCAAAUCAAUAAAGAAAUUCAAAAUGUCUAAAGAAAUUUCAAAAUUU